This is a messenger RNA of Bacidia gigantensis, 8091 nucleotides long. RefSeq lists its product as uncharacterized. Gene Ontology annotation, molecular function: protein serine/threonine kinase activity. Gene Ontology annotation, biological process: DNA repair. The transcript has 6 exons. The record is from RefSeq and is a predicted model, not a curated record. Bases 1 to 8091 code for a protein of 2696 amino acids. Lineage: Eukaryota; Fungi; Ascomycota; Lecanoromycetes; Lecanorales; Ramalinaceae.
AUGUCAUUGUCCCAGAAUUGGCUUUCCUACGACCAGUCUCGCCUUUUUCUUAAGGCUCGAGAAUGGAUCGACGAUAAAAGCUAUCAUGCUAUCCUUGAGGCCGUUUUUCGAGUCGUCAAGGUCGAUAGCUCUCAGCUUGCGAGAGCAACGAAGUAUACAGUCAGCAAAAUAAGUGCUAGGCUUUCAACAUGCGCAAGUCUUGUGAGAACGAUUGUGGAAGUUGGACUUCGCAAGCUUCGAAGCAGAUCCGUAAAGGCUAUAGUCGAUCACAUCAUCCAAAGUCUGCCAACCUCGGAUGGGGAUUACUGCGAACCGCUUUUGAUUGACUACUUCAAGGCUCUUAGCACAUUACUUAGCUAUCAUGCGCACGUCGAUCAUUUGAACACGGACGACUGGCACGAGCUGACGGGUUUCUGCAUCCAAGUCACGGGUGAUCUCAACAAAGCUGCAUACAGCCCUGAAUCAGAGAACUCCAUUUUCAUCGAGAGCAAUGGUCUGCGGAAGAGGCCCGUCAUGCCUGCAAGCGUUUCCUCAGAACGCAGCAACGGGCUUAGUAAAACUAAUUCCCAAUCACUUGCAUUCCCUCAAAUGCAAGGGAGCAACGAGGAUGUACUGAUGUGUUUGAAACUGGCAAUAUCUACAUCGAGCGCACCAGUUAUGGAACAAGCAGAGUCAAUCCUUGAAGUCAUUUUGUUGUUACUAAGAAGCUACCCUCACCUAGCUAAAAUACAUCAAACAUGUUAUGAAGUUGUCGAGCAUAUAAUGGCUCGUACGAUUGUAAAUGACAUUACGAUGUCCUUGAAACUUCUGAACGACCUAAUCCCACUUAUUCAGAGGUCGUGGCAACGGGCUACUUUUGCCCAACGCGAAAGCAUGUUAGCGAUCAUUCUUCAAGGACAAAUCCUUUUACCCUCUUUACUACGCUCAACCACCCACCUUGAUGUAAGGGUCCACCUCGAAGCACUCCUUGAGACUAUGAGAGUGCAGUAUUGUGGACGAAAAGGGCGAGAGCAGCUAUUGCUUGAGGACAUUGACCUAACCGAUAUUGAAAGCCAAGCAUUUCUUGAAUCACCGUUGAGUCUGAAAGCAGCUUCUAUUCGGCUUGGCGUUUUCAAGGCGGAGGAACCCUGGUGCGUCGUUUAUGCAUGUUCAUCCAUUUAUGCGGCUUUAGAGGAAGACGCGAAGGUGCGACUAGAAAAAGAAGAUGAAUCUCGAAAGCAUGUUAAACGUCGGAAAAUGAACCGAUGGUCAGAAGAUUUGCUCGAUUUUGUGCAAAUUGCUCAGAAUCAAACCAGAUUGUACGCGAUCCAGACUGUUGCUUUCGUUUUCGACAGGCAACAUUUUGAGGAUAGCUCAUUGACUCGAAUUCUGGAGACCUUGAUGUCGCAAUUGACAAACGACGACGUUACAAUGAUGUCAUGGGCAAUCUUCGCGAUCAUGAGGCGAAACUAUAAGCUCAUAUCUUAUCUCCUACAGAAUGACGACAGUCCUCUCGCUCAAGCCUCCGAUCAAUCUCAGCUAGUCCGAGCCAAGAGCUUCAAGCAAGACAGCAACAGCAGAAGGUCUCCUCAUACAGAACUAUUGGAUUCUUUCUUGGAAAGUCUGACUCACGAGGCUUCUCUAGCAUGGGAUAAUUUUUUCAAUGAUAGCUCACUUUUGAUCAAAACCGUGAAUGCUGAUACCAUUUACAUUAUCCUCCAAAUAUGCGUCGUUGGCUACGGACUACUUGCAAUCAUGCCGCCUCAGCAUACACAUCAGUCUCUCGUCAGGAUAUUGAAUCAAAUACAACAUGGUCUGAAAACUUCUCUCCUCGUGCACGAAAAGCGAAAAGAAUAUCUGGAUGUCUUUUAUGAAUGCAUUGGAUCUAUUAUCAACAACGUAACCCCAGCAACCUCCCGAGAUGAUCCGUUGGCCAAGGGAGUAACUCAGGUAGCUCGAGGCUUAGACUGGAAAUUUUGGGAAUCAAUCCGCUCAGAGCUAUCAAGAGCUAACGGAGCUCCGAGGGAGGUUGACUUUAUGGAUCUAGAUGAUGAGUUCGAUUCGCAAGCAACUCAGACAGCUUCACAGAAGACUCGUAUUCCAUCUUUUAUCCAUGAUGAGAUUGAAGCGAAGACUGGUUUUGAUGCCUUCAAAGCAUACGUCACGGCAAGAUUGUGCUGGAUCUCAACAGGAAACGAGCCUGAAAAUGGCGAGCGCGUGUUUGAGAUCACCAAUUCUACUUCAGUCAUAGAAUACCUCACCUCCUUGAAACGACAAGAUUUUGUCCUAUGUGGAGGCAUUCUUGAGGAAUUGCUUUCGCCAGAGACCACUGUGGCCGAGGAUGAAGCCGAUACCAUUCUACAGUACAUCCAACAAGUAGUGAUCAAACCUUACGAGAUGGAAAAGUCAGAAGUUGCAACUGGGAUCUGCAUCAACGCUCUUGCUGCACUGGUGCCCAUGUGGACUGCUAAUGACGGCGGCGAUUUAGCUACGACAGCUGCAGAGCUCUACCUGUGGUUUCUGAACAAAUUAAAGGAGGCUGCAAGUCUGCCUGCGACUUGUCUCAUAAGUGCAGCACGAUUACUCCGCCAGGUUGUCAAUAAUAGGCCAGAACUAGAGGAAUCCUCUACCAAUAAGCAAAAAUCUGCUCGUACGCUUCUGUUUGAGGUCUUCCGAGACAGUGGCCUGAUAGUAAAAUAUGAAGUAAUGGGCGAUGUGUCACAGAUCUUCGGCCGUUUUGUCCUUCAGGCCCACGAAAAAAUUCUAGAAGACGUGAUCGACAAGCUCCCAAGUGACCCUGAUUGGGCCGAAGGAAUUGCAUUGCGCUUGAAGAUCCUUGGGACCCUGGCUGCUACCUGGCCAACCUUACUACGUCGAUGCCUGUAUUCGGUUUUUGAAACAGCAGCAAUGGUACGCACCUCAAUUAAGCACGCGAGCACGGUUUUAGUCGAUGUCUCGAGAACUCUCAACCUCUCCGACAGCAAAGAGCUUUUCAAGCUCUUCGCGCCGCAAAUAAUAUAUACAUGGACGGACCCUGAAGGCGUGAAUGAGAUGCUGGAGGCUAUGCCAUUCGCUAUUUUUGGUUACAGCGACUUGAAGGAUCUCCUUAUCGAUGUGCACGGCGAGGUAGUGGGACAGAUGACAAUGCGCGGCAAGGAUGAAGAAAUGACCUAUCUGUCCAAAACAUUGAGCGAACCUUUUGCUCAGCUGCUCACAAACUCCUUUGCGGAAGCCGCUGCUUACUGUAUUGCACGUGACAUUUCGCUGCCUCAAGGUGAGAAUCCAGAGGCUUACGCAGAAGCUCGACUACGCAAGCUACUUGGCAAAGGACACUACAAAAUCCUUGCGACCAAGCACUUCGCCGAGAUAAUCGCUAUAUUCUUCUUGAGAGCUGACCAGGAAUACAAAAUCGACAAGGCAUUCCAGAGGGAUGCAGAUUACGCAAACGCAAGUACGGCUUAUCAGGAAAUAAUCCUGAUGAGUCAACCAAGCGAGAGUGUACCAGUGAAUUUACAACCUUCGUUCAGCAGUAAGUAUCUUUUGGCUCAGAUUGACCAUUUGUGCGGUCGCACUUUCACCAAGAGCGACACGAUGUGGGUAGCACCUCUCUACGUUUAUGUGUUCCGCAAGAUGAUGAACUCUAUCCAUACCGCUCUGGGAUCCUUGUAUGCUUGUGCUGUUCUGCGGAGGAUCAGAAUCCUCAUCACUAUCGUUGGCCAUAUAGCUCUGGAAGGCUACCCACUUGAGAUGACCUUACACUCAGUGAGACCAUUUCUGACUGAUACACGUUGCGCUAACGACGCUAUUGGCCUUGUUCAGUAUUUGCUAGAGCAUAGUGCGGCAUAUACCAAGAAGGUCCCGUUGUUUCUCCUUGGCUUCUCUGUAUCAACGUUGAUUUCCAUGAAGAGCUUUCUUGCUACAUCUCAGGACAGUACGACCCAAGAAAGCCAAUUCAAAGCUAUCAUUGAAAAUAGUCAACGCUUUCGCGAAUGGCUAAUAUCGUUUCUACUAUCGUAUACAUCGCCAGAACUGACAAACGAAUCGUUCCAAAGCUUUCAAAAGAUAAUUCAAGCAAUCAGCAGCAUACGCCAGAAUGGUAGCGCUAGAAGGGGGACUCCCGAGGGUGAUCUUCUUAUGACCUUCCUUGACGACCAACGCUCAGGACGCAACUUAAUUCCACAUUCGGGUCGGAGAGACAUCCUUUCAUUUCUCGGCGCAUCCUUUAAAAGGCCGGCAGACUUUCACGAGGACAUUUUAGGUGAUGAUCAAGAGGCAAGCUCGUUUGCAAGUGUUGUUCUGAAUACUUGUCGCGAUAGCUUGGCAACUAUCGAUUAUCAUCUAUGGAGUGGGCGAGUUCUCGGACGAAGUUUUGCUCGUCAAGGGCUUACUGGCCAAAUUGUGAAUGCAGACACCAAGCUCAAGCCGGCGCAAAAAGAGUUGACGGGCGGUGUAUCUUCAGAUCCAUCCAAUUCCAGAGCUCGUCUACUUAGCAUAUUGUCGCAACUCUUGACACGCGAAAAUCUCUUUGAAGUUGGACUCGCAGAGAUGGCUCUCAAUUAUAUCGUCACGGAAUCACAAGGCACAAGCUCUGCCUCUGAGUGUCAGAAGUACCUAGGUAAGAAUCUCGUCAUAGCCAUGACUUGCACACAAUAUGAAAUUCCAAAUGUUACGAUUUUGCGCAGGUAUCAACCAACCCAAAUUAGCCUGGAUGAGGUUUCUGUACCAGACGGUAGCUGUGAUGCUUCAAAUUGGCUACGGACGCUGGUCGUGGCACUGACGCAGAUCAACCCCAGUGACCCUUUGAUGACGGCCUUUGCGCAUCUGCUAAGUAGUGUCAGAGGGCUAGCAGAGGAAACAUUCCCUCUUAUUCUACAUUCGACCCUGCUGGCGGAACGUGGAGGACCUAUGAUCACGAGUGCAAAAUUCUCAGAAAUAGCUCGUCGACUUUUCGAUCAAGGUGCAAGUGACCAGAUAAACGUCCAAAUUAUAAAAUUUCUGCUUGACGCGAUUUUGUACCUACGCACCCAGCCUUUGCCGCACGAGACAGUCAAGGCCGAUCGUCUUCGAUGGCUUGAUAUCGACUUUCGGCAAGCAUCAAUAGCCGCUAGUCGAUGUUCGAUGCACAAGACCGCCCUGAUGUUCGUAGAGGUGGCCAUGUCUGAAAAGGCACGGCUGGAGGCUUCUACACGACGAAGAUCCAAAGCUCUUCAGGAGUCAGCGGACAUUUCAAAUAGAUUGUUAACCCAAAUAUACGAGCAGCUCGAUGAGCAAUACGAACAAGCUGGGUUCAAGAGCUUGUCUUUUAGGGGCGCCUUCUACGACUGCCAGAUUCGCCGAUCCGAUAAUGUGAUAAAUGUCGAUUUAGAGAGUAUGGUAAGAGUCCUGAAUAAUAUGGAUCUCAACGGGCUAUCACAGCCAUUAGUCAAUAAAGUAGUGGAAGGUGGCCCAAGGUCCAUCGAGGCUGCUCUGAGUACAGCCCGCAAGUUAGAGCAAUGGGAUAUCGUACCGCCAAAAGCAGAUACCGGGAACAGCAGCAUCAUAUUUGAUGUCUUCCGGAAGAUCAACAACGCGCGUGAUUGUUUCACUAUUACAGCAGCGCUGGACGCUGGUUUUGCAAAGGCGAUGAGCCAGCUUUGUGAUGAAACAGCCACUGGGGCGUCAUUUCGUUCUGUUAUGAGCUCACUAGCAGCUUUGACUGAGGCGGAGGAAGUGUUCUCUGCGCAAGGUCCUGAGCAGCUCCAGGAGAUAGUGCUGAAAUUCAGUUCUCGAGACGAGCUGCUACAACUGCAAAGCUAUGAUCAUAUUAAAGACAUUAUUUCAUGUCGCGAGACAGCCUUCAGCACAUUGAGUAAGCGCCAGGGACUACAGCAAUUGCUCAACACACCUUUACGAGACUCGAGAUUGAUGGAAUGUCGUGUCCUAUUGGCCUCGGCCGCACUAAGCCGCACACAUGGUGCGCUUCAGAAUGCAUUGACAAGUGCAACGUAUCUCGAUCAGCUAGUGGAGCCUUGCCAGGCGAUCGGUCUUGACAUCACCGCGGCUUCCCAGGUAGAAAGUGCUCACAUUCUGUGGAGCCAGGGGGAAAAAGAGCCUUCCGUUAGGCUACUCGAAGAUCUCAUUCAGAAUCUCGACAAGAAUACUCGGCAGUCGCAGUCAAUACCUGUUGGAAAACCUGAAUUACUUGCGAAACUUGGCCAUCAUACCGCUGAAGCAAGACUCGAGAAACCUGACUACAUUCUACAGAAUCUCUUGAAAACAGCCGUGAAGGAACUCAAAGGCGAGAAGACCGGGCACGAGGCAGGCGAGGUGUUUCACGAGUUUGCGUCCUUCUGCGACCAACAGCUGCAGAAUCCAGACAGCUUCGCUGACUUCCAACGCAUAAAGGAGCUACGCGAGCGCAAGGAGACGGAGGUCCGAGAUCUUGAUCGAAUGAUCAAGUCAGUGGGAUCACAAGCAAAAGAGAAAGAUAAUCUGUUGAGUCAUCGUAACAAAGCCCAGCAGUGGUUCAACUUAGAUGAUGGUGAAUACCGCAGGCUUGAGUCGAGCCGUCAGACCCUACUCAGACACAGCUUGGAGAACUACCUACUCAGUCUGCAAGCAUCAGACGGGCAUGAGAACGAUACUCUUCGAUUUUCCGCCCUGUGGCUUGAAAACGCUGAUAAUGACGCAGCCAAUGAGGCAGUGGCCAAAUAUAUGCCUCAGGUCCCCAGCAGGAAAUUUGCCCGUUUGAUGAAUCAAUGGACUUCACGUCUGCUCGCCAAGCAAGACUACUUCCAAAGCCUUCUGUUUGAGAUUAUUCUUAGAGUUUGCAUUGACCACCCCUAUCACGGUAUGUAUCAGAUUUUCGCCAGCAGCAAAACUCGCGGCGGUAAAGACGAUGUGGCUUUGGCACGGCACAAAGCUGCGAACAAUGUGGUCGACCAGCUCAAAAGCAAUUCGCGUGCCAGUCGAACGUGGCUCUCUUUACACAACAUGAACGUCACUUUUGUGCGUUUUGCACAAGAUCGUGUAGAAGAUGCGAAGCCUGGUUCAAAAGUCUACCUACGAAAGCUGCAGACAGGCCAGCGGGUAGAGCAAGAUGUACUGAAAACGCAGAUACCGCCACCUACAAUGGACGUUGAGCUUCGAGCCGACUGCGACUACAGCCAUGUGACCACGAUCGCGAAGUUCCAGCCAGAAUUCUCCCUAGCUUCUGGAAUAUCGAUGCCCAAGAUCGUCACCGCUAUUGGAACAGAUGGGCUAAAGUACAAACAGCUGUUCAAAUCGGGGCACGAUGAUUUGCGACAAGACGCAAUCAUGGAACAAGUCUUUGGGGCUGUCUCUUCGCUUCUUGGGACUCAUCAAGCUACACGACAGCGAGACCUCAAGAUCCGCGCUUACAAAGUUCUCCCUCUUACUGCUACAGCUGGUGUCAUUGAAUUUGUAUCCAACACGGUCCCAUUACAUGACUAUCUCCUCCCAGCUCACCAGCGCCAUUUCCCCAAGGAUCUAAAACCGAACGCGUGCAGGAAGCACCUCCAAGAUGCUCAGAGCACAAACACGGAGAACAGGGUUCGAACAUUCCGCAAGGUCUGCGAGCAAUUCCACCCAGUCCUACAUUAUUUCUUCCAGGAGAGGUUCGAAUCACCAGACGAAUGGUUCGAGAAACGCCUGGCGUAUACACGAUCUACGGCCGCGAUCUCCAUACUUGGCCAUAUCCUGGGCUUAGGAGACCGACAUGGCCACAACAUACUGCUCGACGAAAAAACGGGAGAGGUCGUUCAUAUUGAUCUUGGAAUUGCAUUCGAACAAGGACGGGUCCUCCCUGUGCCCGAGGUGGUGCCUUUUCGACUGACACGGGACCUAGUAGAUGGAAUGGGCAUCACAGGUACUGAAGGCGUGUUCCGUCGCUGCUGUGAAUUCACUCUUGAGGCGUUACGGAAUGAGUCUUAUGCCAUCAUGACGAUUCUAGAUGUUUUGCGGUAUGAUCCGCUGUACUCGUGGUCGCUUUCUCCUCUGAGGUUGAAGAAGAUGCAGGAGGCCCAGACGGAGCAUCCUGGGCCGCCCGUCGAAGGAGCUGAGGGAGUGGGCAAGAACGGGGGGAGGAAGCUGGUGAGGCUGAGAGGGCCCUGA